This is a messenger RNA of Drosophila subobscura, 2513 nucleotides long. RefSeq names its product ras-related protein Rab-10 (gene Rab10). Gene Ontology annotation, biological process: cellular response to insulin stimulus. The record is from RefSeq and is a predicted model, not a curated record. Gene Ontology annotation, cellular component: Golgi apparatus; recycling endosome; insulin-responsive compartment. Lineage: Eukaryota; Metazoa; Arthropoda; Insecta; Diptera; Drosophilidae. Gene Ontology annotation, molecular function: GTP binding; GTPase activity.
GCAAAGAGAAAAAUAAAAAGUCGAAUGCGCAUUAGGCUGAAAUAAAUCAACGUUUUUCUUAUAAAAUCAGUCAGCAGCCAAAGCCAAAGAAAACAAAGAAAUAUAUAUAUAUAGUAUCAGGAUUAAAGCGAAGCAUAUAAAAGUGCAUUUAGAGCCAAGAGCAUUAAUCGCUAGUCACCUGCGUGCUGUGGGUGUGUGCGUGUGUGUGUGCGUGUUUGUGUGGGUGCGUGCGUUGUGAGCUGCGCGUGUGUUUGUGUGUGCUUUGUUCUAAAAGAGCCGCUGGUGUGUGGAAAUGGCGAAGAAAACCUACGAUUUGCUCUUUAAACUGUUGCUAAUUGGCGAUUCGGGUGUUGGCAAGACCUGCAUAUUAUUUCGCUUCUCCGAUGAUGCCUUCACCUCGACCUUUAUAUCCACCAUAGGAAUUGAUUUCAAAAUAAAAACCGUGGAGCUGCGGGGCAAAAAGAUCAAACUGCAGAUAUGGGACACGGCCGGCCAGGAGAGAUUCCACACAAUAACCACCUCCUACUAUCGUGGGGCGAUGGGCAUCAUGCUCGUCUAUGACAUAACGAACGAAAAGAGUUUCGAGAAUAUCGUCAAAUGGCUACGCAACAUUGACGAGCAUGCCAAUGAGGAUGUGGAAAAGAUGAUACUGGGCAACAAAUGCGACAUGACGGACAAGCGUGUGGUGAACAAGGAGCGCGGCGAGGCGAUUGCUCGAGAGCAUGGCAUUCGGUUCAUGGAAACAUCCGCCAAGUCGAACAUCAACAUUGAGCGUGCUUUUUGCGAGCUCGCCGAGGCCAUACUGGAUAAGACGUCUGGGAAGGAGGCGGCCGAGAAUCCGGAGCGUGUCGUCAUCGAUCGUCGGAAUAAUGACAAGGCGCCGGGCUACAGCAAAUGCUGUGCGUAAAACGGGGACGAGUGGCGUGGAGUGGUCAAGGCUCUCUCCGCCGUGGGGCCGUGGUCGUGUCGUGUGUGCGAUGAAGACGAGACGAGAAUUGGGAGUUUGCGGAUCAGUUUUAGAAACAAAUGAAGCAAUAAACGUAGACAAAAAACACACACGCACACACACACACACAGAGCGUGGUUGAAUGGAGAGGAGAGAAAUUACUUACUACAACAAAAAUAUGCAGAAGGAACAACAACAGAGCAAGCACAAGAAACAGCAACAGCAACAGAAACAACCUACCUAAAAGUUUAAACAAUUUGCAACAACGAACAUUUGGACGAGACUUUACAAUGAUGUUGGUUAUAAUGGAAGACACAGACUCAGAGGCAGAGGCAGCUACAGAUGCAAAUGCAAAUGGAUGUGGGAUACGGAUACGAAUACGAAUACGUUAGUUAACGCACAACACAAGAACCAACAAGGAAAAGUGAAGGAGCAGCAGCAAAGAAUGUGAGAAACAGAACUGCAUUUCAUGUCUGUCUCAGGGGCCACUCCAGGCGUCUGGCACUUGGUUUGCCCCCACCAUGAGGCGAUCUCUAGUUAGCUAACGUGGUACAGAUUUUUUACAAUACGUGUAAUAGGGCUUAAUCUCCACUAGAAGAACGUAACCAAACACACACACAACCUUUUUUCCAUAGAAUGUCUCUAUAGAGUCUAGAAGCAAACAUAAAAAACAAACAGAAACAAAAACCAAACAAAAAAACAAGCAAUUUUUUGUAUAAUGGAACAUUUUUUGAUAUGCUAUAUACGAUGAUUCCUAGUAACUAACUAACUAUUACCACUACAUUAGCGCACCUUUUACUGCUCCGCCAACAAGUUUCCAUCUUCCGAUUUGCUACAAGCACACACACACACACAAACCUCUGGCAAACGUUUUGUUUUUUAUAGAUUAUAGAAAUUAUAGCGCAGUCAUUAGACAUACAAUAUGCAGCCAUGCAUCACCCUCCGCAAUAUCCUGGAACGCUAAAUAUUGCAUCAACAUUAGCAGAACAGAAGCAGCAUUUCGAUAAGAAAGUCUGAGCAUUUGAUUGUUGAUUUUUGGCACGACUAUCAGGAAUGUCAAUGACAUGUCUCGAUCGCCCAUUGCUUCUGUCUGAAAUCUGACUUGAACAUGUUGUAAUAAUUGUUUACCAUCUAAUACUAGUACUUACCUGGCUUGAGAUCUUGCUUACGUUUCGUUUCGUUGUUUGUGCAAGUUGUCGCAGAGUUGGGUUUCGGGUGCGGGUUUGGGCUCGGGUUACUCAUGCCAGAGGUUGGUUUCGCUGUGCCACUGUUUCCACGUUUUGUUCACUGAUCAUUACAUAUAUAUACAUAUAUAUAGAGAGUACAUAAACAGCUGUAGGCAUGGGCAUUGGGUGUGUGUGGUUGCCCAGCUAAAAACAAAAUCCAGCCUAAAUAUGUUCAUGCUAAAUGUACUUUUUCCUUCUUGUAAUUUUAUUGUAAACCAUUUAAUUUUUUUUUUUUGUGUGUAAUACUUAUUAUUUGUAAUUGUAUAUGGAUUUAGUGUAGUUGUCCACACCAAAUGAUUUACCGAUUAAAAAACAACAAAAUAUAUAAUGAACAAUCCAAA